Molecule: messenger RNA, 1668 nt
Organism: Scedosporium apiospermum
Lineage: Eukaryota; Fungi; Ascomycota; Sordariomycetes; Microascales; Microascaceae
Product: (S)-coclaurine-N-methyltransferase
Exons: 6
Coding region: 1-1668 (555 amino acids)
Source: RefSeq, a predicted model, not a curated record
AUGGGCAUUCGGCGAAACUGUCGGGGAAGAUUGAACUCCAUUGCCAGCGCCUCUCUUUCGGUAGCAACGGAAAGAAAAUGGGCCUAUAUCAAUAAGCUCCACAGCAGGCCCAUAGCUGUUGAGACGGAGGCCGCCAACAAGCAGCAUUAUGAAGUUGGAACUGGUGUUUUGACGGCGUGUCUAGGACCGCGGAUGAAGUAUUCGUGUUGUCUUUACCCCAAGGGAACCGAAACGCUGGCGGAAGCUGAGGUGGCCAUGCUAAACUCGUAUGUCGAGAAGGCCGAGCUCAAGGAUGGCAUGAGCAUCCUCGACCUUGGCUGCGGCUGGGGCUCCUGUGCGCUCUAUUUCUCGGAAAUCUUCCCCGGAUCCAAAAUUACGGCGAUUUCCAACUCCAGGACGCAGAAGGAGUAUAUCGACUCAAAAGCGAAAGAACUAGGUCUUACCAAUCUUAACGUCAUCACCGGGAACAUCGUCGACUAUGAGUUCGAAUCCGAAUCUUUUGACCGGGUUGUGUCUAUCGAGUUGUUUGAGCACAUGAAGAAUUACGAACAGCUUAUGGCGAAGAUCUCCAGGGCGCUGAAGCCCGAGGGUAAGCUAUUCGUGCAUAUAUUCGCUCACAGAUCCACUGCCUAUGACUAUGAAGAGGGCUGGAUGUCGACUCACUUCUUCACUGGGGGCACCAUGCCAUCUGCGGAUCUCCUCCUAUAUUUCCAAAGGGAUCUCAAAAUACAGCAUCAGUGGGAGCGGCGAUUGGAGAACCUACUCUGGUUUUACGACGCCUUCGAAUGCUCGGACGUUGAGGUGUCGGAAGUAAAAGAGGCCCAGGAGCUUGCAAAUACACCCUCGCCCGACUACACUGCGACCCCUUUAGAGUCCGACCUUUUUGAAUGGCAUUUUACUUUCAAAGGGCCCCCGAAUUCGGUUUACGGUGAAGGCAUCUAUCAUGGGCGCAUCAUACUACCCCCUGCAUACCCGCUCCGCCCACCUAGCUUCAGAUUCAUGACACCGAGCGGCCGAUUCGAGACCAAUCGCGAAAUCUGUUUGAGCAUCAGCGGCCACCAUGAAGAGACGUGGCAGCCGGCUUGGGGUGUUCGCACCGCCCUUGUCGCGUUGCGGAGCUUCAUGGAAACAGACCCUAAAGGCCAACUGGGAGGCCUUGAUACCACGGACGAGGUACGAAAGCGGCUUGCGACUGAAUCGCUCUCUUACCUAUGUCCGGCGUGUGGAAAGUCCAACGCCGACAUAAUCCGCGAAUGCAGUGAACAAUCGGAAGCCAACCCGGAUACAUCGGCGGGUAAUAAAGAAAUCGACGUGCCCUCGGAUUUGAGGAUGAGUUGGAAGGACGAGUUAGCCCCGGGCCCGGGGACCCAGACACAGCGAGAUCAGUCGACCGCGCAACCGAUUAUAACCGACCACCGCCCCGACGCCUCUGUUGAUAGUACGGAGCAGAUCAAACCAGCAGAGCAGGCGACCAGCCCGAGGACGCAGUCUUCCGCCCCUGGUCCUGCUUUAUCAACAAGAACAGCGCAGUCACAACCCCAACCCCAACCCCAACCCCAGAACGUCGGUGUUCCCCGCUGGCUCGACCAGCUCAUUUUCUUUCUUUUCGUUGUUCUUGCCGCUGCGAUAUUGCACCGGCUGCUUUCAUCCACCACGACAACCAUAUGA